Toxorhynchites rutilus septentrionalis is the source of this 2038-nucleotide messenger RNA. It is a transcript of the gene Fpgs1, whose product is annotated as folylpolyglutamate synthase, mitochondrial. Gene Ontology annotation, biological process: tetrahydrofolylpolyglutamate biosynthetic process. The transcript has 7 exons. Gene Ontology annotation, cellular component: mitochondrion; cytoplasm; cytosol. NCBI's taxonomy places the organism in Eukaryota, Metazoa, Arthropoda, Insecta, Diptera, Culicidae. The coding region runs from base 278 to 1858 and encodes 526 amino acids. Gene Ontology annotation, molecular function: ATP binding; tetrahydrofolylpolyglutamate synthase activity. The record is from RefSeq and is a predicted model, not a curated record.
AUUGUGAAGACAUUUGAAGACAUUUUUUCGUACCAUUUGAAAAAAUCACCUGGCAUCCCUGGUCACCGUACAGAUGCUUUGUUUACAUUUCUUCAACCACGCGAAACGCGCGAAGCAGAAUGAAAAAUGUUCUCAUGUGGCACGAGUGAGACUGCGGUACCGCAACAACACAGGCGCUGAUGAAUGAUGUAUUCCUCUGCAUACUGUGUUCAUAUAACGAUGUGGAAGUAUUAGUACCCAAUCGACUGCUUCUAACUGGUACAAAACGCGGGAUAUCAUGUUAUUUCGAAAUCGACAAUUGGAAUUAAUUGGGCUAGCUCUACGCUGCACUUGUAAAAUGGUGCUCGAAACAUCAACACGUGCUGCAGCUACUAGCGCUGUAGCAUUUACUGUAAGUAAAACGCAACAAAAACAGGCAUCUCCAACAAACCAGCAAAUCCAGUUCCCUUUGGUUGAUAAUUAUGAAAACGCUGUCAAGGCUUUGAAUUCACUCCAAUCUAACUACAGUGUGCUGCGCAACAGGAUUCGUUCGGAUACAUUCCAUAUAGAGGAAACUGUGAAGUUUCUCCAGAGAAUAGGAAUUGGUUUGGAGAAACUGGAUACACUUCCGGUUAUUCACAUUUCAGGGACGAAGGGCAAGGGAUCAACAUGCUGUCUUGUCGAUUCUAUUCUACGUACUCACGGUUACAAGACUGGCUUCUUCAGCUCUCCUCAUCUGGUAUCAGUCACCGAACGCAUUCGUCUUAACGGCAAACCAAUCGAACCGAGCAUAUUCUCCGCUUACUUCUGGAGUGUUUACAACAAGUUACUCAGCCAGCGAGACCAUGCGCACGAUCUUCCUUCAUACUUUAAUUUUUUAACCAUACUCGCAUUCGAUAUCUUUUUGCGGGAGAACGUUGAUGUGGCGAUCGUCGAGGUCGGAAUCGGUGGUCGGUACGAUUGUACCAAUGUUGUACGCGGAACGAAAACAGUGGGCAUCACAUCGCUUGGGUUGGAGCAUACGCGUUUGCUUGGCAGCCGGAUAGAGGAUAUUGCGUGGCAAAAAGCUGGAAUAAUAAAGCCACAAUCGAACGUUUUCACCGUACGACAACCAGAUGGAUGCUUAGAUGUGAUAGAAGCCGAAUGUGAAAGAUUAGAGGCAGAACUUCACGUAGUACCUGAUUUUGACUCAUAUAGAUGGCAACGAAAACCAAACCUUAGUGGAAAUAAUUUAGCUUUAAAAUUAAACACAUCACUGGCCAUUCAGAUUGCACUCAACUGGAUCGGACACACGAGGGGCAGAGAGAAAAACCAUAUUCUAUCGGAACUCGUUACCAAGGGAGUAGAGUCGUGUUUUUGGCCCGGCCGUUGUCACCAGAUCCGCAAGGGUAAUAAAAGGAUAUUCUUGGAUGGCGCGCACACAGUGGAAAGUAUUGAAAUUUGUGCGAAAUGGUUCCAGUCGUGUCAACGAAAAAAGAAUCCGAAAAUUCUAAUUUUCAAUGCAACAGGCGAUCGAGAUAACAACAAACUAUUGAAACUUCUAGCAAAACAUGUUCAUUUCGAUAAAGUUUUCUUCUCGCCGAAUCUAGCCUCUAAUAAGAUAACCAAUGUUGAUUCCAUAAAUCUGAAUUUUCCAAACGACGAACAAAUGAAACGUUGCGUGGAAAACCAUCAGCUGUGGGGCGACAUCAUGAGACAACAAAACACUCCAGGCAGCAAAGCCCACGUUCACACAGCAUUGGAGUCGGUGUUCGAGCAGAUUGAUAACAAUUAUUCGGAACAGCAGGAAUGUGAUAUUCUAGUGACCGGCUCACUGCACCUGAUUGGGGCGGUACUGACUGCGCUGAAAAUGGAGUCACAAGUCACUUCACUCGGUUAAGAAGAUGUUUGCUACUGCUGUUUUUAGCGAGCGAGCCGACGCAUUCGGUGUAAAAUCAUCAAAUCUAAAAUUAAUUGAAAUACAGAGGAUGAAAGCUAAAAGUUAACAGGUCGACUUGAUAGGAUUUUUCCUUCGCGAUAGCUUCACCAAAAUUGUGAGUUACACAGAAUGAAAUCCAAC